AUGAGAAUGGACAGGCUGACCAGCUCAACUUCCAACCAGGUGCAGAUCCAGUUCUUUGAGUUGGCCCAUCCCAACAUCUAUCCCCUCUAUGAACUGCUGGAACAUGUGAAAGGGCUGGUCCUGCAGAACCAAAGCUGUGGGAUCUCCAUGACCCAGGGCAACAUGGGAUAUCUGAGAGGAGUCCUGGCGUCGCUGUAUUCCUUAGCUUUGAAAUGCCUUAUCAGUCUCUCCACGAUCAUCCUCCUCGGUCUGAUCAUCGUGUACCACGCCAGGGAAAUACAGUUAUUCAUGGUGGACAAUGGAGCAGAUGACUGGAGAAUAGCCAUGACUUAUGAGCGUAUUUUCUUCAUCUGCUUGGAAAUACUGGUGUGUGCUAUUCAUCCCAUACCUGGGAAUUAUACGUUCACAUGGACGGCCCGGCUUGCCUUCUCCUAUGCCCCCUCCACAACCACCGCUGAUGUGGAUAUUAUUUUAUCUAUACCAAUGUUCUUAAGACUCUAUCUGAUUGCCAGAGUCAUGCUUUUACAUAGCAAACUUUUCACCGAUGCCUCCUCUAGAAGCAUUGGGGCACUUAAUAAGAUAAACUUCAAUACGCGUUUUGUUAUGAAGACUUUAAUGACUAUCUGCCCAGGAACUGUGCUCUUGGUUUUUAGUAUCUCAUUAUGGAUAAUUGCCGCAUGGACUGUCCGAGCUUGUGAAAGGUACCAUGAUCAACAGGAUGUUACUAGCAACUUCCUUGGAGCAAUGUGGUUGAUAUCAAUAACCUUUCUCUCCAUUGGUUAUGGUGACAUGGUACCUAACACAUACUGUGGGAAAGGAGUCUGCUUGCUUACUGGAAUCAUGGGUGCAGGUUGCACAGCCCUGGUGGUAGCCGUAGUGGCAAGAAAGCUAGAACUUACCAAAGCAGAAAAGCAUGUGCACAAUUUCAUGAUGGAUACUCAGCUGACCAAAAGAGUGAAAAACGCAGCCGCCAAUGUACUCAGGGAAACGUGGUUAAUCUACAAAAACACAAAGCUAGUGAAAAAGAUCGACCACGCAAAAGUAAGAAAGCAUCAACGGAAAUUCUUGCAAGCUAUUCAUCAAUUGAGAAGUGUGAAGAUGGAACAGAGGAAACUGAAUGAUCAAGCAAACACCCUAGUGGAUCUGGCAAAGACCCAGAAUAUCAUGUAUGACAUGAUUUCCGACUUAAAUGAAAGGAGCGAAGACUUUGAGAAAAGGAUCGUCACCCUGGAAACAAAAUUAGAGACUUUGAUUGGUAGCAUCCAUGCCCUCCCUGGGCUCAUCAGCCAGACCAUCAGACAGCAGCAGAGGGACUUCAUUGAGGCUCAGAUGGAGAACUAUGACAAGCAUGUCACCUACAAUGCUGAGCGCUCCCGGUCCUCGUCCAGGAGGAGGCGGUCCUCCUCCACAGCGCCACCAACAUCAUCAGAGAGUAGCUGGAAGAGAAUAAGAGAACCACAAAAAAAGACUUUUUGCCAUCAUAUGGUCAAUAUGUUAGCUUUUAUUGUAAAGCCCCUAUGGUUCUAA
Messenger RNA from Cricetulus griseus (Chinese hamster), 1527 nucleotides. The record is from RefSeq and is a predicted model, not a curated record. Lineage: Eukaryota; Metazoa; Chordata; Mammalia; Rodentia; Cricetidae.